Messenger RNA from Sorghum bicolor (sorghum), 420 nucleotides. Its product is annotated as skin secretory protein xP2-like. NCBI's taxonomy places the organism in Eukaryota, Viridiplantae, Streptophyta, Magnoliopsida, Poales, Poaceae. The transcript has 3 exons. The coding region runs from base 1 to 420 and encodes 139 amino acids. The record is from RefSeq and is a predicted model, not a curated record.
AUGCCAGAAGAGGGUGCAUUCGGCGUACAACGCGGCGUCGAUGUCAACCCCGACCACCUCGCCGGCCAGGGGGUGGUCGAGCCUGCUUGUGCUGCUGAUGACGCGGCGCCGCAGACCGCGGAGCAGCUUGCGGCUGCAGCCGUGCCUGAGAGCACCGAGGAGCUCCCGGCCGCCGCACAGCCUACGGCGAGCAGCCCGACAAGGGUCGAGGAGGCUACGGGGAUGCCUCCCCCGAGUAACGCCACAGAAGAGGAGGGCAGAGCCCCGACCCCUCCCCCCGUCGAAGGGAGGGAGGUCCCCACGCCGCCCCGGGCAGGAGCCACUUCGACUGCAGGCUCCCCGGGGCUGGUCCAGGGGCCUGUGUGCUCGGACGCUGGUUCGGACCCCUUGGCACUCAGGGGUAUCGGGGAGCCGGUCUAG